Molecule: messenger RNA, 1643 nt
Organism: Sinocyclocheilus anshuiensis
Lineage: Eukaryota; Metazoa; Chordata; Actinopteri; Cypriniformes; Cyprinidae
Product: tissue factor-like
Exons: 6
Coding region: 188-1069 (293 amino acids)
Biological process (GO): cytokine-mediated signaling pathway; blood coagulation
Cellular component (GO): plasma membrane
Molecular function (GO): cytokine receptor activity; protein binding
Source: RefSeq, a predicted model, not a curated record
GCUUCAUGAGUGUCACUGCAAUCACGACUGGAAUCUGGCUGGUUUUUCUGCGCUCACACACACAACAAGGAGGACUUCAUAAGCCACUUGGGACGAGGUUUCACCUUCAUUUUUAUCCUACCUGGUAAAAAGAGUUUUACUUGGUCUUCGUACUAAAAUUGGGUUAGUAUUUUCGCCUGGGGACAAUAUGGAAAGUAACAGGCAAACGAAAUUUGGCAUGCUUGAAUUGGCGCUGGUUUUAUUUUUCAUGAGCUCUUGCGCCUCAGAAAUCUUUCCAAAAGCACAGAACGUAGCCUGGUCCUCUGUCAAUUUUAAAUCCAUGUUAACAUGGAGCCCAAAACCAACGAAUUAUUCCUACACUGUUGAAUUUUCAGAACUCGGCCAGGACAGAGAACGGAUGCCGCACUGUAUCAGGACGAUGGAACCUGAAUGCGACCUGACUGCAGAGUUAAAAAACCUGAAGGCCUAUUACAGCGCUGACAUCCUGUCUGAACCCAUGCGGGGCGUCUCCUCCGAUUUGAUUGAGUUCCCUCAUGUCAGAUCGGAGAAAUUCUCCCCUUACUAUGACACUGCCAUUGGCAGGCCAGAGUUUAAAAUAGAAGUAAGCAGCGACAAAAGGAAGAUGACGCUGCACGUAACGGACGUCCCCACAGCUCUCUUUAAUGAGGAUAACAAGAGACUGAAUAUUCGGGAUGUUUUCGGAGACAACCUGCAGUAUAAGGUUACCUACAGGAAAGCCAAGAGCACAGGAAAGAAAGAGAAGAUCAGUAAAAGCAGCAUCAUUGAGCUGACGGAUUUGGACCAAGGAGUGAGUUACUGUUUUUACGUUCAGGGUUUCCUACACUUUCGCGUUCUAGACAAACAACACGGGGAGAUCAGCAGCUACCAGUGCUCACCAGAAGACAACACAUCUAUCUUUGAAGAGUACGGCGUGGGUGUCAUCGCCGGAGCCAUUCUUAUUAUAAUUUUGGCAAUAACAACAAUCAUUAUUGUCAUCGUGAUGUGCUGCAGACGAAGAAAGAGAGCAAAAAACACAGGAAAAGAGGGAUUAGCACUGAACGGUGUGUGAGGAGUGUGGAUGCUCUAUUUGGUAGAUCUAAAUUGGACUCUCCCUUAGGGAAGAUGGCGUCCCAUUCUACUAGAAAACAGUGGGAAAAUUGUGUUUCUGUGAAACCUCAAACUGUAGAUAUGUUAGACAUGUUAUUUAGCAAGACAAGAUCUUUAUACUGUCAGGUGGUGGGUUCUUUAGUCUGGCACUGAAGUGUACUGUAUAAACAUUUUUAGAAGCACUGCCUAAUUUCAUCUACUUUCUAACAAAUGGAAAUACUGUAUGGUUUAUGAUGGGUUUUUUAUUGUAUGCACUUGGGAGAAUCAAAAUCGGAGCACAUUUUAUGAAAUGAAAGAACACUAAUUUAUUUUUUUAGCUAUUAAUGUGGUAAACUGUAUUUGUUUUUAAAGUAUUUUUGUGACAGCAAAACGUUUUAAGUUUUAGCACAUUGCAACUGUACAUGGCUAACCAGCAAUCAUAAAAUAAUGUUAAAUCUGGUUUAUUGUUGUCAUUUUGAUCAACUUUAUCAUUGUACUACAAACCUGUGAAUCCAGUAGGAAUGGUACUGAUGUGGAUUUUUUUUUUUUUAAAUAAA